Phalaenopsis equestris is the source of this 1296-nucleotide messenger RNA. RefSeq names its product polygalacturonase-like. The coding region runs from base 13 to 1296 and encodes 427 amino acids. Lineage: Eukaryota; Viridiplantae; Streptophyta; Magnoliopsida; Asparagales; Orchidaceae. Gene Ontology annotation, molecular function: polygalacturonase activity. The transcript has 10 exons. The record is from RefSeq and is a predicted model, not a curated record. Gene Ontology annotation, biological process: fruit dehiscence; pectin catabolic process; anther dehiscence.
UUUUCUCUUCUGAUGCCGUUAUUACCAACGUUUCAUAACGCUGAAACCAAACCUAAAGAAGGGUUAGCAAAGAGGAGUUUUGAUCAAGUUGGAAGCUCUCCGGCUAACGAUAUAGUUAUUAACGUUAGUGAUUAUGGUGCAACAGGCGGUGGAGCUGACGCUACUUUGGCAUUUGAGAAGGCAUGGAAAGCAGCAUGCUCUGCCACCGGCCCUGCUACUUUAGUGGUGUCAAAUAAGACGACGUAUCUGCUUAAAGCUAUAGUUUUUUCUGGCCCAUGCAAAUCAAAAGUUUAUUUACAGAUAGAAGGAACGAUAGAAGCUUCAUCGAACGCAGCGGAUUGGAGCAGCGAGAAUAGAAUGAUGUGGAUGCUCUUCAGCCAUGUAGAUAAUCUGAUAGUGGGAGGCGGCGGCACUAUCAACGGUAAUGGUCAGGUUUGGUGGCCAAAGUCUUGCAAAAUAGAUAAAUCUCAACCAUGCACGGUUGCUCCUACGGCCUUAACUUUCAGAUCAUGCAAUUACUUAACAGUGAAGAAUCUGAACUUGAAAAAUAGCCCACAGAUUCACAUCAAAUUCGAUACCUGCAGAAAUGUUACUGCGGCAAGCAUCAACAUUGAAGCGCCGGAGACGAGUCCAAACACAGAUGGAAUUCAAGUCGCAGAAACCAAAUAUAUACAGAUAAAUCAUUGCAAUAUAGGAACUGGUGAUGAUUGCAUUGCCAUUGUAAAUGGAUCUCAAAGUGUCAGAGUCACCAGCACUGUUUGCGGUCCUGGCCAUGGUAUCAGUAUUGGGAGCUUAGGAGCUAAUAAUUCCGAAGCUUAUGUAUCAGAUGUUACGGUAGACAAUGCACAACUUCGCGGCACUACUAAUGGAGUCCGGAUUAAGACAUGGCAGGGUGGGAAGGGCAAUGCAGAGAACAUUAUAUUCCAGAAUAUUAACAUAGAUGACGUCCAGAAUCCAAUAAUCAUAGAUCAGAAUUACUGCGACGAAACGACGCCAUGCAAGCAGCAGGGCUCUGCAGUGCAAAUAAGCCAUGUGCACUAUAAGAACAUUAAGGGAACAUCUGGUUCCACGUAUGCAACAAAUUUCAACUGCAGCAACAGUUUUCCAUGCAACGACAUCGUUUUAGAAGACAUCAAUAUAACGGCUGCUGAUGAUGUUCCUGCUGUUAAAAGCUUCUGCAACAAUGUCCGCUGGAGUAAGAUAGGAACAGUGCUUCCAACUCCAUGCAAGCUGAAUCAUAUACAUGAAUUUGGGCUUCCAUACUUUGGCCAUCAAGACCCCGUUGAUGAUUAUUAA